Molecule: messenger RNA, 748 nt
Organism: Cololabis saira (Pacific saury)
Lineage: Eukaryota; Metazoa; Chordata; Actinopteri; Beloniformes; Belonidae
Gene: lsm2
Product: smx5
Exons: 5
Coding region: 61-348 (95 amino acids)
Biological process (GO): mRNA splicing, via spliceosome
Cellular component (GO): precatalytic spliceosome; U6 snRNP; catalytic step 2 spliceosome
Molecular function (GO): RNA binding
Source: RefSeq, a predicted model, not a curated record
GGCGCAUAGCUGGGACGUCAUCAAGGGCCGACGCACAAGCACAAGCAAGCAGCCGCAAUAAUGCUCUUCUACUCGUUCUUCAAGUCCCUGGUCGGGAAAGACGUGGUGGUGGAGCUGAAGAACGACCUCAGCAUCUGUGGAACGCUUCAUUCCGUUGAUCAGUACCUGAAUAUCAAGUUGACAGACAUUAGUGUCACCGACCCAGAGAAAUAUCCACACAUGCUGUCUGUGAAAAACUGUUUCAUCCGCGGAUCGGUGGUGCGAUACGUCCAGCUGCCAGCAGAUGAAGUGGACACUCAGCUGCUGCAAGACGCUGCGCGGAAAGAAGCCAUGCAGCAGAAGCAGUGAUGGGUCGGGGUCCGGGCGGGGCGGGGCUUUGUCAUGGAGUUAGGAUUAGUUCUAGUUUUGUGUUCCCUUUUUUUAAAGACGAUAAAUGUCAACAGCCCAUGCAGCUCUUGUCAAUAACUUGCCUGAUCACAGAGGAUUUAAGUACAUUCCCCAUAUUAUUGAUCAGUGAUUUGUAAAGCAGUUAGGAUUAUUGGACUUUUUCUUUAUCUCAGAAGCAGUUUAAGAUUCUUGAUAUGAUCCAGGUUUUUUUGUUUGGUUACGUGGAAAUUGAGACGAAUGCAAAUGAACAUCCAGAGAAGAUGGAUGAAAAUUUGAUGUUUAUGUUGACUGUUUUGUCCUGUAAACGAUUCUGACUUUUUGUUUUCAUGCCACUUGGAAAUAAAGAUUAUUUAUAUUUUCA